Perognathus longimembris pacificus (Pacific pocket mouse) is the source of this 1452-nucleotide messenger RNA. RefSeq names its product phospholipase A2 group VII (gene Pla2g7). The record is from RefSeq and is a predicted model, not a curated record. The transcript is spliced from 11 exons. Lineage: Eukaryota; Metazoa; Chordata; Mammalia; Rodentia; Heteromyidae. Gene Ontology annotation, molecular function: 1-alkyl-2-acetylglycerophosphocholine esterase activity. The coding region runs from base 62 to 1360 and encodes 432 amino acids.
UUUUUUAACUUUUGAUUAUCUGUUUUGAAGGUGAAGCCGAAAUCAGUACUCAGCUCCCAAGAUGGCGCCACACAAAGUGCACGUGCUUUUCUGCCUCUGCUGUGGCCUCUCGUUGGCUCAUCCUUUUUCCUGGCAAAGCCUAAAUCCUAUUGACAGUUUUAAAUCAGCGUGCCUCUAUAAAAUACAAGCACUGAUGAUGGCUGCGAGUCUUGGCCAUGCUAAAAUCCCCGAAGGACACGGACCUUAUUCCGUGGGCUGCACAGACCUGAUGGUCGGCUAUACCAAUGAGAGUACCUUCUUGCGCUUGUAUUACCCAUCUCAAGUUCAUAAUCACCCUGACACCAUUUGGAUUCCAAAUAGACAAUAUUUCGGGGGUCUCACUAAGUUUCUUGGAACAAAGGAAUUUGUGGGCACACUGCUGUGGUAUAUCUAUGGUUCCACGAAAGUUUCUGCCAAGUGGAAUGCUCCUCUGAGGACUGGCGAAAAAUAUCCCCUAAUUGUUUUUUCUCAUGGCCUUGGAGCAUUCAGGACGAUUUAUGCCGCUAUCGGCGUGGACCUGGCCUCCCACGGCUUCAUCGUGGCUGCGGUGGAACACAGGGACGGCUCUGCCUCUGCGACUUACUAUUUUGAGGACCAACCUGCUGCAGAGUUGGGGAACAAGACCUGGCUCUACUUUAAAACCAUGACCUGGGAGGAGGGGAAGACGCUACGAAAGAAACAGCAGGUGCAGCAAAGAGCACAGGAAUGCUCUCGCGCGCUCAGCCUGCUCCUCGACAUGGACCAGGGAAAGCCGGUGAAGAAUGAAUUGGGUUUAGACUUCGACGUGGGACAACUGAAGGAUUCUAUUGAUAGGAAUAAAAUCGCAGCCAUCGGACAUUCUUUUGGUGGAGCAACAAUUAUUCAAACUCUUAGUGAAGACCACAGAUUCAGAUGUGGCAUUGCGCUUGACCCGUGGAUGUUUCCGGUGAGCGAUGACCUCUAUUCCAAGAUCUCACAGCCCCUCUUCUUCAUCAACUCGGAACGAUUCCAAACUCAUAAUGACACCGAGAAAAUGAGAGCUUUCUUCCUGCCUGGCAAAGAAAGAAAGAUGAUUGCAAUCAGGGGUUCAGUGCAUCAGAAUUUUGCCGACUUCACUUUUGCCACGGGGAGAAUCCUGGGGCAGAAGCUGACACUGAAAGGCGAUUUGGACUCGGGCGUCGUGAUGGACCUCAACAACAAAGCCUCCUUAGCAUUCCUGCAAAAGUACUUAGGACUUCAAAAAGAUUUUGACCAAUGGGACCCACUGAUGGAAGGAGAUGAUGCAAAUCUUAUUCCAGGCUUUUCACCUGACGCAGACACCACCACAACCUCUACUCUAUAGAGCUCUAUGGACAAAGAGAAUUUAUAUUAAGGGGUGGGCAGGGAAGGAGGGAAGGGCGGGGAAGAGAGUUAAUUUUUUUUUAAUAUUAAAAA